UGCGUCACCGGUGUUUUGAAAUGCGAUGUGUUAUGGCGGGGAGUGGUAACAAUGGCUGAGGAUUGUCCCAUGAUCGAGAACACGAUUCACGGAUGGAUUACUGGUUAUUAUUGUGAUCGCAUCCUCCAGGAAUGGUCUCACAACUUCGAGCCGUGGUCACCGAACCAUAUCAAACUUGGAAAUUACAUCGACUCCCUCACCGGUGUGACGUGCUUGAACAAGGAGCUGCAGUACAAACUGGAACUUAUCUGUUGGUUGCCAAAACUGUUUAGACUGCAGAAGCAAGAGAAUGAAGAAUCUUUCUUGGAAAUCAUUCGGAGUAUGGAUGCAAUUAAAGAUUUUUAUCCCGAAUCCUUGUUGGAAGAGACAACUGAAUUUUUUUCACAGCUCAAGAAACAAUGUAUUCUUCUCUGCUCCCAAGAAGUUGGUUUUGUUGCCGCAAAGAAUCUCUACAAAACACUGGCAAGUGAAAACGAACUUAACAAGGUCUCCUAUUCCUCAAUCUUGGGAGUUCUCAAGACCACUCAUACCAACCAAGAGAAAUUACAGAACAGCGUCAGUGAUGACAUCAGCUGCUUGAUCUCAACCUACCUCAAGAAAUAUCUUUCGACUGUAUCCACACCUUUCCUAGUCCAGGCUGCCAGCAAAGCUGUAGAAACGGAGAAGCAAGACAGUUCUGGUAUCUUUGACAGCCAAAAGGAAAUCAGGCUUUCUCCAGAAUUACUCAAACCAUAGCAUCAAAACUGUUGCAUAAAGACACCUUGUCACCUUCGUUGUAUCUAAAAGACGAGGACGACAGACAUUACAAAGAAAAACUUCGAAACAUCUGGAAAAAGGGUAGAGAAGAAUAUUUUAAAAAUAUACAAAAUUUUGAAGAAAAUACAUUCAUUCAUCCAGAUGCUGCUGCCCCACCCAAACAACAUUCAAAGACUCCAGCAAUACCAAAUCCUAAGAUUAAAAAUAUUCAGAAGACGCUCCAGGAUCUGGUGUCUCCAGUUAACGACAGAUAUCCACAGUUGCAACCAUUAAAAAUGAGAAAAAGUUUGAAAUACAGACCAUCGCCAAAGAAAAAAUCCGGAGACAAAAUGUACCGAAAAUUGUGGACAGAGGAACAAGAAGAAGAGUUCUAUGAGGCUGUGAAGCUCAUGGGAGUUGGUAAAUGGGCUGAAAUUCGAGACUAUUUGGGCACACAGCGGAGCAACGUUAACCUGAAAGAUAAAUGGAGGAGUUUCAUACAAACGGGGAGGAUGAAAGCCUUGAGUGCUAAGUUUGGUCCCGUUUCCUCGUGAUUAGGGAGCUGGGGAGUGCCUUUAUUGUUUCUUUCUUGGUUGAUUCCUCAAACAGCUGGUGAGGGAGGAAGGACAGAUUAUAUAUAUAUAUGUAUAUAUGUGUGCGUGUGUGUGUGUGUGUGUGUAUAUAUAUAUAUAUAUAUAU
Molecule: messenger RNA, 1434 nt
Organism: Octopus sinensis (East Asian common octopus)
Lineage: Eukaryota; Metazoa; Mollusca; Cephalopoda; Octopoda; Octopodidae
Exons: 10
Coding region: 52-735 (227 amino acids)
Source: RefSeq, a predicted model, not a curated record